Aricia agestis (brown argus) is the source of this 796-nucleotide messenger RNA. It is a transcript of the gene Det, whose product is annotated as baculoviral IAP repeat-containing protein 5. The record is from RefSeq and is a predicted model, not a curated record. NCBI's taxonomy places the organism in Eukaryota, Metazoa, Arthropoda, Insecta, Lepidoptera, Lycaenidae. Bases 153 to 557 code for a protein of 134 amino acids. The transcript is spliced from 2 exons.
GUUCUUUUUUUUCGUAAUUUGUGAGAUUUUAUUUCACAUUUUAUUUAAAUUGUGACUAAAAUAUUAUAUUUAAUUGACUGUUAAACUAUCUGCAUAUUAGUGCAAAACGUUUUACAAUAAACACUCCUCAUCAAGUCCUCAUCUUCAAAAUUAUGGAACGACCAUCAUUAUUCCUAGUCGAAGAGAGAAUAAAGACAUUUAAAAAUUGGCCGUUCAGUGACAAAAACAAAUGUAACGUGCAGAAUAUUGCUGAGGCGGGAUUCUAUUCUGUAGCUACGGGCGAGGAUGACGCGGACGCUGCCAAGUGUUUUCUCUGUGGAAAGGAAUUGGACGGCUGGGAGGCCCAUGACGACCCUUGGGCAGAGCACAAGAGCCAUGCCGCUAAGUGCGCCUUCGUUCAGCUAGGGAAGAAGGAAGAUGAACUACUGCUUUCAGAAUUCCUGUCUGUCCUGAAACAGUACAUGAUAAAUGAGACAAAACGGAUUGCAGAAGUUAUACAUGAAAAGAUUGAUGAGAAGGCGAAGAGUGUAAGAAGAAAAUGCAUGGCUAAGAAAUGAUUUGAGAAGAAGCUUUAAAUUAUGGUAUUUCAAUUUAGGGAACUUGUAUAUAACUCGUUUAUCAUAAUUGUUUAAUGAAUCAUCUGCGCCUUCAGCUCAAUUUAUAUUUUUAAAUUGUAAUAAACAAAAAUGUACCUUAAAAUAAAUGAGGAGCUAGCAAAUAAAACUGGACAAGUCCACCAGAGUGCGUUUUAAGAUUUUUUUUUUUCAAAUCGUCUUCUCUUGACCCAUCUGCGUCA